Molecule: messenger RNA, 614 nt
Organism: Jatropha curcas
Lineage: Eukaryota; Viridiplantae; Streptophyta; Magnoliopsida; Malpighiales; Euphorbiaceae
Product: major allergen Pru av 1
Biological process (GO): abscisic acid-activated signaling pathway; defense response
Cellular component (GO): nucleus; cytoplasm
Molecular function (GO): signaling receptor activity; abscisic acid binding; protein phosphatase inhibitor activity
Source: RefSeq, a predicted model, not a curated record
AAAAAACAUAUAAAUUGUUGUCGUGAUUUCACAAAGAACUCUUUAGAUCAGUCUAUUUCAUGUUCCACUUUGAUUUGAUCAAUCAUAUAUCUUCUACUUGACAAAAAUUCAGAUGGGUUUUGCCACUUAUGACAUGGAGAUCAGCAGCCCUGUCCCUGCAGCAGAAUUGUUCAGGGCAAUUGUUGUUGAUGCAGAGACUUUCCUCCCCAAGAUUUUUCCACAGGUUAUUGCAAGCCAUGUCACCAUUGAAGGAGAUGGAGGUCCUGGAACAAUUAAACAAAUUAACUCGAGCGAUGGGAAAUAUGUGAAGGAAAGGACAGAUGCAAUAGACAGAGAGAAGUUCAUGUAUGCAUAUACUGCGAUAGAAGGUGAAGUCUUGGCAAACACAUUUGAGAAAAUUUCUUACGAGUUUAGCUUUGGGGCCUCACCCGAUGGAGGAUCCAUUUGCAAGAGCAGCACCAAGUACUACUCUAUUAGCGACACUGAGAUUAAAAAGGAGGAAAUUGAGGCCCGCAAACAAAACGCUCUUGCAAUGUUUAAGGUCAUUGAAGAAUAUCUUCUGGAAAACCCAGAUGCUAUAAAUUAACUCGGCUACGUACUUGGCAUUUGUGUAA